CACGUUGUACGGCCACAUGCAACUACAUCCACUAAACGAACAUAAGGAGCUACAAUAUAAGAGAGGGCGACAUAUAGUGCAAAAACAGAAGAUACAAGGGAUGGAAAGAUCAGAACAAUUGUCGCCCACUUAUGAGCACCAUCAAGUCUCUUUCUUGAUUCCUAAUUCAAUGAAAGAUAUGGGUUUUGUGCUCUUCGAAAACCCUCUUGACACCGUUACUUCUGCGACUAUUCCCUGCAAACCUCCCUCGGAUUUAGGACAUCAAGCCUACUCUAAUAUCGGGUUCGAAGAACAGGUAAGGAACUUGGAUGGCAAGGGUGGACAUGAAGAAAAAUGUAACGGCGGCAGUGCCAAUGAAGAAGAUUCAUGGUGGAGGAGUUCAUCUUCCAAAAAGGUGAGACGAAAGCUAAGAGAACCGAGAUUCUGUUUUCAAACAAGGAGUGAUAUUGAUGUUCUUGAUGAUGGUUACAAAUGGAGGAAAUAUGGCCAGAAAGUUGUCAAGAACAGCCUUCAUCCAAGAAGUUAUUAUCGUUGUACUCACAGUAAUUGCCGCGUGAAGAAGAGAAUUGAACGAUUAUCAGAGGAUUUUCGAAUGGUGAUAACAACAUAUGAAGGUAGACACAAUCAUACGCCUGAUGAUACAUCCGAACAAGAAUGUCUUACCUCGUACUAGGACAUGGAUGUCCUAUUUAUGAUAACACAUAUCAUAUUGUUCAUGGCAAGGCUACAUAUAACUCCCUUCACUUCAUUGUUUUCUAAAAAUUGGAGUCUGCACGAUAAAUGUUAUUUGUAAGAUUGUCAUAUAGAUCAUAUUUAAAUUUGUUUCUUUAUAUUUA
Messenger RNA from Daucus carota subsp. sativus, 836 nucleotides. RefSeq names its product probable WRKY transcription factor 12. Gene Ontology annotation, biological process: regulation of DNA-templated transcription. Lineage: Eukaryota; Viridiplantae; Streptophyta; Magnoliopsida; Apiales; Apiaceae. Gene Ontology annotation, molecular function: DNA-binding transcription factor activity; sequence-specific DNA binding. The record is from RefSeq and is a predicted model, not a curated record. The transcript is spliced from 4 exons. The coding region runs from base 17 to 673 and encodes 218 amino acids.